AUGACUAUCCGCGCCUUUCUUAUCGCGGCUCUCCUCUCGGCCAAUGGACUUGUAGAUUCCGCCCCCGUUGCUCAGGAGUCUGCAUCUUCGGUUCCUCACCCACACCCGUCCUUCACUGGUUCCUUCCCUGAACCAACUGGAAGCCAUUCCCACCACUCUUUCACGGGGACUUUCUCUGUGCCGACUGGUGGCUUCCCACAUCCUUCGCACACUGGGACUUUCUCUGUACCGACUGGUGGCUUCCCGCAUCCCACGCACACCGGGACUUUCCCCCAACCAACUGGAACCCACCCGCAUCCAACCCACACUGGGUCGUUCACUCACCCAGUGCCUCCACCUCCAGCGACUCUUGAGCAAAGGGAGCCUCAAGAUUCUCUACCGACAGGCACCCACCCACACCCCUCCUUUACUGGCACAUUUCCCAUUCCUACUGAGAGCUUCCCACACCCUUCCUUCACGGGUUCGUUCCCUAAACCAACUGGAAGCCACUCCCACCACUCCUUCACUGGAACUUUCCCUAUCCCUACUGAGAGCUUCCCACACCCUUCCUUCACGGGUUCCUUCCCCGAGCCAACUGGGAGCCACUCCCAUCACUCAUUCACUGGUACUUUCCCAUCUUUCACUCGCCCCACAGGUAGCUUCACCGGUAUCCCGUCGUUCACAAAGCCAACUGGGGUUCCGAGCUUUACGGGAUCGUGGAGUACAAGACCAAGACCAACCCAUACUUCCAAAGUCCCACCACCACCACCACCAGCAGAAACUACGUAUUAA
Venustampulla echinocandica is the source of this 771-nucleotide messenger RNA. RefSeq lists its product as uncharacterized. The transcript has 2 exons. Lineage: Eukaryota; Fungi; Ascomycota; Leotiomycetes; Helotiales; Pleuroascaceae. The record is from RefSeq and is a predicted model, not a curated record. Bases 1 to 771 code for a protein of 256 amino acids.